AUGAGAUGCGACCACUGCAAAUUUUUUGGCCAUGACCUUGCCACGUGCCCAAUUCACACAACUAGUACUCCAACCCCAAAGCCGACAAUGCCCACACUAAAAGAGGUUGAUAAUGAAGGAUUCCAAACGGUCAAGAGGACAACUAGAUCAGUUCCAAUCCCAAAAAAGAAGAUUCCCAUUGACAACCGUAAAGGAAAAGGCCCUGCUUUACAGAUUUCUCAAGUUUAUAAACAUGUCAACCGAGCAAAGCCAAAGGAAAAAGUCUCCACUAAUAUGUUCGAUGCUCUAUCUCAUCAAAGAGUAGUUGAUAUUGAAGACGAUUCGCAUGUCCCUCCUGUUAUGCAGUCGAAAGAAACCGUCCCAGAUUCAGGCACACUUCCGAGCUCUUCUCAUGGUGGUCGUAUCUCCUCCCUAAUUGACCAGGGAUGA
Lactuca saligna is the source of this 429-nucleotide messenger RNA. The record is from the annotation of a GenBank genome assembly. Lineage: Eukaryota; Viridiplantae; Streptophyta; Magnoliopsida; Asterales; Asteraceae.